This is a messenger RNA of Frankliniella occidentalis (western flower thrips), 677 nucleotides long. RefSeq lists its product as uncharacterized. NCBI's taxonomy places the organism in Eukaryota, Metazoa, Arthropoda, Insecta, Thysanoptera, Thripidae. The coding region runs from base 192 to 677 and encodes 161 amino acids. The record is from RefSeq and is a predicted model, not a curated record. The transcript is spliced from 4 exons.
CCGCCCGUGCGGUGCUGCGGCGGGCGCGACGGAAACUGGAGUGCAACGGACAUAAAAGACGAGGCGCUGCAGCCCCUCUGCAUCGCGUGCCGCCGCGCCCUGGUCCAGCAGGGCCGUGAUGCUGCAGUAGUCGCCGCGCCGGCUGUAGCAGCAGCAGCAGCAACAGCAGCAGCAGCCUCCACCACACCAUCAUGCCCAUCAACAGCAUGCGCUACAAGGUGACGGACGCCAACGGCAGGACCUCUCCGGCGCACCUGCAAGACAUGGGACCCAGGGACGACACGGGCUGCUCCAAGCGGCCGUCGCGGUCCUCGCGCGAGCUGCGCCUCGUCGUCCUGGCCGUGCUGCUGGCCGCCGCGGCCGUCGCCCUCCUCGCCGCGGUCACCCUCCUGGCCGCCUACAGUGAGUACCCACCCACCAGUCAUUACCAGGAGGAUAAAGAGGCGAUAAAUUACGUUUACACCGAAAGAAAGAGCGGUGGCGGCGGGGCCGGAGGCAUUUUUGCAAUUCCAAUUAUGCCUUUUCUAAUUAAUGAGGACAGAGUAUUCCCGAUCCUCCGGGCUGCUGACCCGUCUACUUUGAAUUCGAAGGGGACGCGGAGUUAUAAUGAAGAGAGAUUUUUUGUGAUUUUUUUCUUACGGGCCAUCCCGAGACAACUUGUACAGUACUGUGUGUAG